This is a messenger RNA of Prinia subflava (tawny-flanked prinia), 2156 nucleotides long. RefSeq lists its product as uncharacterized. Gene Ontology annotation, biological process: endoplasmic reticulum to Golgi vesicle-mediated transport; Golgi organization; intracellular protein transport. The coding region runs from base 1 to 1266 and encodes 421 amino acids. The record is from RefSeq and is a predicted model, not a curated record. The transcript has 4 exons. NCBI's taxonomy places the organism in Eukaryota, Metazoa, Chordata, Aves, Passeriformes, Cisticolidae. Gene Ontology annotation, cellular component: endoplasmic reticulum-Golgi intermediate compartment; COPI vesicle coat; Golgi apparatus.
AUGGGAAGCCUCUGCCAGCAGCGGGGAACGCGGGAUGCCAGGUCACCGAGGGUGACACGGGCUGACCGCAGGGCUUCAUCCCACCCGGAGAGUGGCAGGUACAGCCCAGCCCCCGCUGUGCUGCCUGCCGCGCUCAGGGAGCCCCAGCCCAGCCUGGCAGCGGCCGUGUGCCGAGGCCGCCGACACCUCCCACCUCUCCGUGAACGCGCCUAUUUACGAGACUGCGUGUGCGUGGGGGAGCAGGGGCAGGUGUUGGGCGCUCAGCUUCGGAGGGAGGCUGGUCUCGCGUGGCCCCGCCGCCCGGCCAGGGCUCCCCGGGAGCGCCGAGGGGAUCCCCGGGGCUCCCAGAGUGCUCGGCCCGGAGAUGCCGGGGGGUCGCAUGGUGCCGGGGCCGCGGGAACGUUCCCGGGAUGCCUGCGGGUGCCCGCCCCGGGGCCGGAGGCACCGCUCCGCCCCGCCCCGCUCGCAGCGGAAGCGCCACGUCAGGGGGGCGGGACGGGGACGGGGCCGGGGCCGGUGCGGAGCGCUGCCGGUGCCGGUGCCGGGUUCGGUGCGGGGCUCGGUGCGGGUUCGGUGCGGGGCUCGGUGUGGGUGGCGAUGCCGGGCUCGGUGCCGGUGCCGGGCGCGCUGCGGGGCGCGCUGCGGACGCUGUGCGUGGCCGUGCUGCUGGGCGCGCUGCGGGCCGGGGGCACGGAGCUGACGCUGGAGCUGCCCGACAGCGCCCAGCGCUGCUUCCACCAGGAGCUGGAGAGCGGCGUCAAAUUCACCCUCGACUAUCAGGUGAUCAGCGGAGGACACUAUGAUGUGGACUGCUAUGUGGAGGACCCCAAUGGCAAGACCAUCUACCAGGAGACCAAGAAGCAGUACGACAGCUUCUCGCACCACGCCGACGUCAAGGGUGUCUACACCUUCUGCUUCGGCAACGAGUUCUCCACCUUCUCCCACAAAAUUGUCUACUUUGACUUCCAGGUGGGCGAUGAGCCGCCCAUCCUGCCCGACAUGAACAACCGUGUCACCGCCCUGACACAGAUGGAAUCGGCCUGUGUCACCAUCCACGAGAUGCUGAACUCGGUGAUCGACUCCCAGACCCACUACCGGCUGCGGGAGGCGCAGGACCGGAGCAGGGCCGAGGAGCUCAAUGGACGCGUCUCCUACUGGUCGGUGGGGGAAACUCUCAUCCUCUUCGUGGUCAGCAUCGGGCAGGUGAUGCUGCUCAAGAGCUUCUUCACUGAGAAGAGACCCAGCAGCGGCGGAGCUGGCAGCUAGAGCUGCUGUGUCUGUGCCUGAGUGGAGCGGGGAGCGGGACGGCAGCGGCCCUGGGGUCGCACUUUGCCUCCGAUCUGUGCUGCGGGCAGGCAGGGCUGGGAGCAGGGGCUGACGUGGCACUGUUGAGCUGGGUGGCAGUCACCAAGUGCAGGCGUCCCCGGCAUCACCUCCCACUUGCCCGACCUACCCCAUCCCCUUGCCCUGUCCCUGUUCUCUGGCUCCACUGGGAAGGCGGUGGGACCAGCACCAGCAUCACCGGGGCACCCUCGUGACUGCGGCGAGCACGCGCUGCCCCUUGAAGCCCCGUGCAGCCCCCGCGGGGAUGGGGCAGCACUGGCACCCACCCAGGGCCGUCAGCCACCCAGGGACAGCUGCCCGGGGGCUGGGGGUCUCUGCCUGCACCCUACUUGUCCUGUGCAGGCAGGGUGCACCCAGCAGCGGGGCCACAACAACAGCAGCAUCCAGCAAGGGAAGGGUUUUUGCUGGGUGAUAUGUGGCUCUAGAAGCUCCUCCCCUCGCAGCAUUCCUCAGGCUGACAGCAGGUGGUGUGCCUGUACCGUGUGGUAUUUUCGUACUCACACGAGUCAGUGCCUGAGACUCCGCCCCCUCACGCAUUCCCCGCCCUGCGGAUUUGUGCCAAGGAAGCCCCGUCCCUGCCCCAGAGGCACGGAGGACCCGCCCACACCUGGGACUGCAGCCCCUCAUUCCCUGGAGCCCCACAGAAUGGAGACCCCCACAAGAGCCUGGGGUGAUGCCCCUGUGUAAGACUCCUGGAGUGACUGGUGUGCUGGCCCUCCAGCCCUCAAGCAGGUGUGAGAUCAUUUUCCAGAGCUGAAGCAACUCUGCUAGACCUUUCCUUUGCCACAUUCAAAUAAAUCCCUGCAAGCAUG